Symbiodinium pilosum is the source of this 669-nucleotide messenger RNA. The record is from the annotation of a GenBank genome assembly. Lineage: Eukaryota; Dinophyceae; Suessiales; Symbiodiniaceae.
AUGGCGUCCUGGGAGUCGCUGAAAGGAAGGGCCAAGGCCCUCAAAUCUGAGCUAGACACCAAGAUGCAGGAUCUGGGGCGCUUAAACAAGCGACUGGGCACAGCUACUGCAUCGACGCCAGCAGACCGCGUUGCGGAGCUCGAUGGGCAGAUCAAGCUCGUCGUCAGCUUGCGGGAGGAGGUGGAAAGGGGGCUCAGCCAGCUGGAGGAUGCAAGUGAGUCCCUGGCCAAUGUAGCUGCAACCAGCGCUCAAGCAGCACAAGCUGCCCGGUUUCGAGAGACGCAUCAGGAGAUGCUUCGGGACUUCAAGAGAGUCGCGCAAAGCAUUGACCAGCAAUACCAGCAUGCCAGGCUAUUGCCACACUCCAGAAACAAUCGGUCGAGCGAUGACGCCGAAGAUGGCUUGAUGCGAGAACGCAUGGGCUUAAACUCCUCUCUGUCCAUGGCGGAUGAGAUUAUCGGCCAAGCCACGGCCACUAGAGACAUGCUGAUGAACCAGCGCAGUGUCUUGAACAGCGUUGGUGCCAGAGUUGGGACGCUGAGUUCCAUGUUUCCGGGCAUCAACAAUCUGAUCGACAAGAUCUCCGAUAGAAAGAACAAGGAGCGCGUGGUGCUUUCACUGACAAUCGCGUCUUGCUGCUUUUUCACCAUCUGGUACAAGUUUCUCUGA